Gastrolobium bilobum is the source of this 1566-nucleotide messenger RNA. RefSeq lists its product as uncharacterized. The record is from RefSeq and is a predicted model, not a curated record. The transcript has a single exon. Gene Ontology annotation, molecular function: DNA helicase activity. NCBI's taxonomy places the organism in Eukaryota, Viridiplantae, Streptophyta, Magnoliopsida, Fabales, Fabaceae. Bases 1 to 1566 code for a protein of 521 amino acids. Gene Ontology annotation, biological process: DNA repair; telomere maintenance.
AUGCCGAACAUCAUCGGUGAAUCUUUAUUGGAUAUGCAGAAUAGAUUGGUGAUGGAUGAAUUGUUGUAUGACAGUUUCUCUUUGAAAGAAGAGCAUGACAGACUACUGAAUUCACUCACUGAUGAGCAGAGGGUUGUUUAUGACAAAAUAAUUUCAGCUGUUUCGGCAGGUAUAGGAGGAUUUUUUUCCCUGUACGGCUUUGGUGGGACUGGAAAAACAUUUAUUUGGAACACCCUGUCAGCAUUUGUUCGAUCUCGAGCUGAAAUAGUGCUUAAUGUUGCUUCUAGCGGAAUUGCUUCACUUCUUCUUCCUAGAGGACGUACGACACGUUCUAAAUUUCGUAUUCCUAUACAGAUCACCGAAGAUUCAACAUGUAAUAUAAAACAAAAUUCUACUUUUGCAGAGUUGUUGUCAAAAACAAAGUUAAUCAUUUGGGAUGAAGCACCGAUGGUACACAAAUUUUGCUUUGAGGCUCUUGAUAGAACACUUAGAGAUGUUCUUAGAUUUUAUGAUAUCAGCUGUGUUGAUAUGCCCUUUGGUGGAAAAGUUGUCGUUCUAGGAGGUGACUUUCGGCAAAUAUUACCUGUCAUUCCAAAUGGCAGUAGACAAGAUAUAGUUCAUGCAACCAUCAAUUCUUCCUAUCUAUGGUCCCAUUGUCAUCUGUUAUCUUUGACCAAGAACAUGUGUCUCAAUUCUGGAAGUAGCACUAAUAAUUUGUUAGAAAUAAAAGAAUUUUCUGAGUGGCUGCUUAAAAUAGGAGAUGGUGAUCCUGGGGAUGAUGUUGAUGGAGAAUCUAUUAUAACAAUUCCAGAUGAAUUGUUGAUUAAAGGUUCAGAAGACCCACUUUCAGAUAUUGUUGAUUUUGUUUACCCGAAUCUGAUGGAUAAUAUAUUAGAUCCUACUUUCUUUAAAGAACGUGCUCUUCUGACUCCUAAAUUGUUCGAUGUUGCCAUGUUAAACGAGCACCUAAUGGUUGUGAUUCCGGGUGAAAAAAGGACAUUUUUGAGUUCAGAUAAGGUUUUGAAACAAUACGAUAAUUCAUCUCUUGAGGAUGACGAAAUCUCCCCUGAUAUCUUAAAUACAUUCUCAUGUUCGGGGAUUCCUGAUCAUAAAUUAACUUUGAAGGUUAAAGUACUGGUGAUGCUAUUGAGAAAUAUUGAUCAAUCAAGAGGUUUAUGCAACGGUACGAGAUUACUUAUUACAAAGUUGGGGAAUCAUGUUGUUCAGGCAAUUGUUCUUACAAGAAACAAUAUAGGAGAUGCUGUGUUAAUCCCUAGAAUGACGAUCAACCCAUCGGGUCAUACAUUUCCAGUAAACUUCCAAAGAAGACAAUUCCCCUUGGUAGUUUCAUUUGCGAUGACUAUCAACAAAAGUCAAGGACAGUCGCUGUCUCAUGUUGGCAUUUAUCUUCCUAGGCAUGUCUUCACUCAUGGGCAAUUAUAUGUGGCACUAUCUAGAGUAAAGAGCAGACAUGGAUUGAAGAUGCUGAUACUUGCUGAAAAUGGUUGUGUUACAAGUACUACCUUUAACAUCGUCUACAAGGAAGUAUUUCAAAGAUUAGUGUAG